Messenger RNA from Ixodes scapularis (black-legged tick), 1286 nucleotides. RefSeq names its product testicular acid phosphatase. Gene Ontology annotation, biological process: dephosphorylation. NCBI's taxonomy places the organism in Eukaryota, Metazoa, Arthropoda, Arachnida, Ixodida, Ixodidae. Gene Ontology annotation, molecular function: phosphatase activity. The transcript is spliced from 5 exons. The coding region runs from base 74 to 1204 and encodes 376 amino acids. The record is from RefSeq and is a predicted model, not a curated record.
ACGUCGCAACUGCGAAAUCGCAAGUAAAAUCGCACCUAGUGAAGAUGGGCUGUACAAUAAUCAGAAAAGCAGCAUGGUCCAUCCGUUGAUGCAAGCCUUUUGUCUUCUUGUGGUGUCAUCAUCGCACGUCUGCAUUGACGCUGAUCAAAAUGAGUUUGUACCUCGAGACUUAGACGUCGUGAUUGGUAUUCUACGUCACGGUGACAGAGCACCACUGGGGACAUUUCCGACUGACCUGAACCCGAACAGCACGUACUGGAAAUACGGCUAUGGGAAUCUCACCGAUCGGGGUAUACAAACCAUGCGGAACGUCGGCAAAUACCUCCGGGAACGUUAUCAAGGUUUCUUGACGGAUGACCCCGAAGAAACACAGGUCCGAAGCAGCUUCUCAUAUCGGUGCGUCAUGAGUGCACUUCUUCUGCUAGAGGAACUCUACCCGUCCAAAUCGCCCGAUGAAUCCAAUCUGGCAAGAAUGCCCGAGCAUAACGAUAAGUAUACGUUAAUUUGCGAGCCUCAAAUCAAGAAGCAAUUAUCCAAGCUGCUGGAUCCAUUGAGCGGCUUGCUGGACCUGACCUGGUUCCUUAUUAGAGCCGCACAUGAGCUCGGACUUUCUUUAUUGAGUGACGCAACCAUGGUUCUAGAAGGCCUCGACGCCAUACAGGUUCAGAAGGAGUACGGCUUAAGCAUCCCAAGCUGGUUCGAGGAUCGACUCGAUCUGGUAUCCUACAAUUCUCGAAGGCUCUACGCCCUUAUUGCGCAAGCGUUAAUAAGGAACAUGGGAGGUGAACUUCUCAGGGACAUUUCCACGCUCCUCGAGGACCGAUAUCAGCUUGCAGGGAACAACUCUGAGAACGCUCCUGUUGCCAUCCCAGGACUACAGAACGCGACGCGCCAUAGCAAAUUCCUGCUUUUCUCUUAUCACGACCUGAAUAUCAUGGCAACUCUGGCGGCUCUGAACGAAACGUUUUCCCAAAGACCAAGUUAUGGCUCUUUGGUGCUCUUCCAGGUGACGAAAAAAGAUCAGAGUGAACCCGAGAUCACGAUCCUGUAUAGAAAUGGGACGGCAGGACCCGAGGUGUUCCCGAUAGUUGGCUGCCCUGUGCCAUGCAGCGUAAACAAAUUUAUCGAAGUUGUUAGGGAUCAGUUUCCCGAAGCGUUCACGGCAGAAUCCUGCGGAUUACCCAGCAACUAUACUAUUUUGUAGACGCACGUUUGGAGGAGCAAACAAAACUGGAAGUAUGCAAUUUGUGAGAAACUAUUGAAUUAAACAUUGCGAGCAUUACCAA